AUGAGAAUGAACGAACGAUGCAGUAUAACUCCUCCUUAUCGUAAAAAAAGUGUAUCAGAGAAAUUAGGCUUGACAAAGGUCAAUCCGGUAUCGGAUUUUAUGCAGAUCGAUAAGUUUGAUGGCGUAUUCGAGUUUCUAUCGCUAAAUGCACGAACUAAAGUUAUGAUUUCUGGAUUUGAAUUCCCUAGUGCCUUACAUGCCCUGCAUUUUAUCCGUUUUGAGCACCAAAUUAUUCCCCUUAAAUCACUCAAAGAAGAAAAUGAUGAUAAUAAUAAUUCACAUCAUAAAGAUAGUUAUGUUGAGAAGGAAUCUAAUUUAAAAUUUAUAUACAAUGAUCAGAACAAAAAUAAUGUUGGUGCGGAUGUAAUAAAACUCGUAUAUGACAUCGUAAAUUUAUCCACCGAUGAUAUAUACAAUUCAGAACUAUUGGAGAGUCAGAACUGGCAAAUAAAUAGGUUGAAAUGGACAGAAAUGAUUUUAAGGGACAAAUUUCGGAGGAAUGAGGAAUUUAGGAAAUUAUUGAGUAAUACUGGUGAUAGGCAAAUAGUAUAUAUAACCCCUUACGAUACGUUUUUGGGCAGUUUUGCCAGGAAAGGUCAAAAUCAGUUGGGCAGAAUAUUACAGCUUAUAAGAUCUGACAUCGCCAAUCAUUCUGAAAUUGAAAAUUGGCUUAAAUACUGCGCCGGAAUACACCACGAGGCAUCUGAGUGGUCAAAAUUGACAAUUAAUGAGACUAGUUCAGGGGAAACCCAUGAAACUCGAACGAUUAAUCUGGAAAAUAAGCCUUACUACCUAAUCGGCAGGCUACCAAUCUGUGAUUUACAAUCAUUAAACCCAUCGAUAAGUCGCAUCCACGGUGCAAUAUAUAUUGAUAAAUCAACUGGUAAAUUUCAAAUCAUUUCGUUUAAUGAUAAAUCUGGGAUCAAUUUAAACAACUCGGGUAUGAUGGAGGCAAAUGUUCCAAAACAACUUCAUAAUGAAUACAAAUUCACACUUGGAAUAUCUACUAAAAUUUAUCAAGUUCAGUUGGAUAAUGAAUUGCUAAUAUUUAAUUUGGAGCAACAACGAAAGGACUUGGAAAAGCAAAUGUUCAUUACAAAAUACACCGUAGCCGAUGAGAUUGAGAAAAUUAUCAAAGGGUGUAAAGAAAUCGUAGUACUUAACGUUUCAUACAAAACAAGCAGGCAAGAUUUGUAUGAUUUUUUCGAACCAUGUGGUCAAAUUGACCAAAUAAACAUCCCACACUCUGAUAAGGAGAGGAAGGAUGAUGAUGAGGAUCUACGAGCAGAAAGGGGCAUCGCAUUUAUUAAGUUUGUCAAAGAGCGUUCGGCUGCCAACGCGCUGGAAAAAAGUGGCAUGUCAUUGAAUGGCCGAGUAGUUCAGGUCAAAUACUGUGACAAGCAUUCCAUGAUGGGGAGGGGACAUGACCAUAGACGUAGAUCAGGGCGCUAUAGACAUGGGCAUUACAGAGAGAAGAGAGAGAGGGAUUACAAGAACGAGAGGCAUUGA
Babesia microti strain RI is the source of this 1509-nucleotide messenger RNA. Its product is annotated as conserved Plasmodium protein, unknown function. The record is from RefSeq and is a predicted model, not a curated record. Gene Ontology annotation, molecular function: RNA binding; protein binding. Bases 1 to 1509 code for a protein of 502 amino acids. The transcript is spliced from 6 exons. NCBI's taxonomy places the organism in Eukaryota, Apicomplexa, Aconoidasida, Piroplasmida, Babesiidae.